Molecule: messenger RNA, 890 nt
Organism: Helianthus annuus (common sunflower)
Lineage: Eukaryota; Viridiplantae; Streptophyta; Magnoliopsida; Asterales; Asteraceae
Product: thioredoxin Y1, chloroplastic
Exons: 4
Coding region: 199-693 (164 amino acids)
Cellular component (GO): cytoplasm
Molecular function (GO): protein-disulfide reductase activity; oxidoreductase activity, acting on a sulfur group of donors, disulfide as acceptor
Source: RefSeq, a predicted model, not a curated record
AAGAAAGUAAAGGAGAGAGAUAGUCGGAGGUGAAAGUGACAUGUUAGAGAAGGUGGAGGACUUGAAAAAAAAUAGAAUCUUCCCAGCCCAGCCAAACACACCAACCCAACACAAGGCUGCAGUUUCCCACAAGCAAAGCAAUAGAUUGAUUGAUUAUAUUUCAUAUCAUAUCGUUUGUCUCAUAGACAUCUCCAUCCGAUGGCCGUCGUCUCUAUCCCCACAUGGAAUUCGGCGCUGGUAACUUCAUCUUCUAUCUCAUCGUCGAAGCUUGCCAAUCUAUCAUCCCUGCAAUGUCAACCACACCUUCCUACUCCUCGUACGGCGCUCACUUAUCGUCGAAGCAAGCGUUCAUCGCUUCCCAUAGUUGCAGCAAAGAAGCAAACAUUUUCGUCCCUGGAUGAUUUACUUGAAAAGGCUGAGAAGCCUGUGUUGGUUGACUUUUAUGCAACCUGGUGUGGCCCAUGUCAGUUUAUGGGUCCUAUACUUAACGAAGUUAGUGUUAGCAUGGGAGAUAGUAUCCAAGUGGUGAAGAUUGACACUGAGAAAUAUCCUGAAAUUGCAAACAAGUACAGCAUCGAGGCCUUGCCAACUUUCAUCCUGUUCAAGGAUGGAAAGCCUUGCGACCGUUUUGAAGGAGCUAUGACAGCAAACCAGCUGAUCCAGCGAAUCGAGGGUACCCUGGCUAACCCUUAACAAAGAGUUUUCAGUACAUUUUCAUUUUAAAAGUGCUACUUUGUUACUUGCAUUGACCUAGCAAUUCAACAUUGUGUAUUACUGUUAUUUUUCAACUCCAUUCCUGGUUAAUAGUAAGUCUCAUUUUACAUUAUUAAUAUGUAUUGAUCAUUGUAACAUAUUUAUAAAUACGCGUGGCAAGACUUUCUUUUCUUUUA